Messenger RNA from Colletotrichum siamense, 1989 nucleotides. RefSeq names its product Serine/threonine-protein kinase chk1 (gene chk1-1). Bases 1 to 1989 code for a protein of 662 amino acids. Gene Ontology annotation, biological process: protein phosphorylation. Gene Ontology annotation, molecular function: ATP binding; protein kinase activity. The transcript has 6 exons. Lineage: Eukaryota; Fungi; Ascomycota; Sordariomycetes; Glomerellales; Glomerellaceae. The record is from RefSeq and is a predicted model, not a curated record.
AUGUCCGAUAAUCACCUCAUCACUGAACUGCGAGACCAUGUCGCCAACUUUGUUGAAGAACAUGGAUGCUACGGCAUUGACUAUUAUGGCGAUGUGCGCGAGUUUGUCCCUCAACUUGCGCUUACCGACUUUUGGACGUUGGAGAAAAUCACCGCCAUCUUUUGUCACGACCGGAACAAAUUGAUACUGCACAGCGCCGUGGACAUUAUGAACCACUACAUUGUAGUGUUCUCGAUUUUAGUGUUGACAUCUGGGGCCGAACACCUAGAACUUUUCACCCAAGAAGACAUCAAGGACACAAGCCUCCCACUGCAUUCGAUACCAGAGUCAUAUCGUGAGUCGCGUCACAAAGAGGCAUUCGAGGAUUUUCUCAAAGCCCAGUGGAAGUUCUGUCCACUACACUUCAGCAUUGGAACAAAUCCAAAGCCAAGCAAGAAGAACUUGUCGCCUAGAAUGAUUAUCCCUAUUUCACCUGCGGGGAAAAUAAAAAUCAAUCCUGAAGCGAAAGAGGAGAUCGAUGCAGCUGUCCUCUACAAAGUGGAAUUCCACCCUCACUCUACCCUACUCACAGCCCCUGUCGUUUUCAAGGAGUACCUUAAGUCUGGUCCAGAAAUCCAAAAGCUAUAUGACAACGAAUGGGCCAUGUAUACUCAACUGAAAGAAGACUCCUUCAAUCACAUUGUGAGGUAUCAUGGGUCUUUUCAAUGUCUCGAUAGACGGACAAUAGUUCUGGAGUAUGCACCUGGGGGUGACCUGCUUUCUUACUUCAGAAAGCGAAAGCCCCCAAGCACAGACUGGCACCGAAAGCAGUUUUGGCAGAACUUCUUCGGACUUCUCGAGGGUUUGGUAGCCAUUGACGACCUGACGCGGUAUGGCGACCAGUCAAGAGAUACGUGGCACUUGAAAGGAACGCAUCAAGAUAUCCGCCCGCAAAACAUCUUAAUAUGUGGAGAGCCGUCGGAUGAUGAUUACUCUGUGCCAUUCAAGUUCGCAGAUAUGGGUUUGGCGCACAUACGCAAGGUGAAGAACGAAGGCAUUGACAGAUUUGCCACAGAUCACUUUGGCAACGGAAUGUAUAGCGCCCCGGAGGCCUUUCGAGAUGAUGGAGGCACCAAAACUAUCCGGCACAAGAGUGACGUCUAUUCACUUGGUGGAAUCCUCAGUGAGGCUCUGAUAUGGGCUCUCUGGGGAGAGCGAGGCCGAGAGGCUUACCAAGCAGAGCGUGUUGAAGCUACACGUGAGAUCAGAUUGAAGGGCGGCUAUCACGAGGGAGCCUUCCAUGACGGCGAUGGGCUUUUGACCGUCGUCGAGAGAUGGCACGAGCGGGCUGUCGAUCUCACUGGUGGCAAGGCAGAAGCUUUGAGCCAGCUCAUCAUAUUCGUCAUUGACGAUUCAAAGUCUAUGGCUAUUCACCGAGAGCAAGUGGCUCGCACUUGUCGGGUCUUGACCAAGUUGCUGAAAAGGGGGCAUGUCGAUCCUGAUAAGGAAUUUGAAUUGUUCUUUGCAUCUGAGGGCAACCCUAUUAGGGAGAAAAAUGGUACAGACCUCCAGCUUGCGGUGCAAAGGCAAUCUUUUACCAAUCAUCGUUGCGAAAUGCACACGAUUCUUGACCAGGUAGCUUCGAGAGUCAUCGAGGAGGAGCAGCCAGUCAGUAUCUACGUGUUGACGAAUGGCCAUUGGGACAUCCGUACCCCGAAAAGUAUCUGCAACGUUGAAAAGCCUAUUGUACGGCUCGUAAAGCACAUUGUCGACAAUAACAAGCAGUCCAACUGGGCCAUGGUUCAGUUCAUCAGCUUUUUCAGAGACCCACCUAUCGAGGCCGAUGAACAUGGGAGGGCGCGAUUGAAGUACCUGGACAACGACCUGAGAGCAGAUCUAGGACUUGAAAGAGAUAUCGUUGACACCCGAAGCUCCAAGAAAGAUGUGAGAAAGAUUCUACUAGGAUCUUUAUCACCAGAGGCAGAUGAAUCGCCAUCAGACUCAGAUUAG